GAUCCUCAAGGCUCCACGUGACAGGAGCGGCUAUAUAGAAAAAGCAACCAACCCCAAGCAUCAGGACCAGUAGGCUACUGCCACUACAACUCAGCCGGAGCAGAUGCUUAGAAUCAAGAGAAAUCUACACUGACUCGUGAAAGCAUUCCGCAUACAUUUCAGUCACGAUGUACUAUUGGUGAACUCGCUUCAGUAGGUUAACGUUACAGCGGGGCGAACUUCUCCAUGUGUAGGUUUACCGGAGUGUACUGCUCAAAGGAGGUCUUUCCAAAGAGGGCAAAAGAUUGCGAUACAAACGGAUCUCUGCUGUUUUAAGACAAAGUUUCUGUUUGACUAUCAUCCAACAGUGAUGUUUUAUGUUCCAGUACAGCUCUGGCACUCUGAAGGAACUUAACUUUACUUUACAGUGAGCACAGUAGACUUCUCUUCAUGCAGCUUAAAAGGACACUUUCGAUUGAGAAUUUCCACGAUCAUCAUAAAAUGACAUUGUCCAGUGGUGAGAAAUUAUGCCGCUACUCGUCUAAUGUGUGACCCGUUGGGAUCUGGUCUAGUUUUCAACUCCUGGUCCCUUGUUGGGAGGAAAACGGUGUAUUUAAAGACAAAAUCACGUCUGAGGAUUUAGAAGAGUGAUUCGGAGAACUCCCAUCAUAGCACCUCGGUACUUCUGAUUUGAGUCGGGAGAACAACAGCCGUCCAGAUGCAGUUUCGACUUUUCUCCUUUGCCCUAAUCGUGUUGAACUGUAUGGAGUACAGCCACUGUCAGACGCAGUCGCAUCGCUGGAGACGUAACAAAAGAGCAGCUAGCUAUGGAGUGUACCCCAUCUGCAAAGGCUGUUCGGUGUGCUCGAAGGACAAUGGGUGCAUGAACUGUCAACCCAAACUCUUCCUCUUCUUGCGGCGGGAGCGGAUGCGGCAGUACGGGGAAUGUCUUCACGCCUGUCCGUCGGGAUACUACGGCGUGCGCGCACCAGAGAUCAACAUGUGCUCCAGGUGCCGGAUAGAGAACUGCGAGUCAUGCUUCAGCAAAGACUUCUGCACAAAGUGCAAGCCAGGCUUUUACCUGCACAAAGGCCGCUGCUUUGAUAAGUGUCCCGAAGGCUUCGCCCCGUUACAGGACACCAUGGAGUGUGGAGAGGGCUGUGAGGUGGGUCAGUGGAGUGAGUGGGGCUCCUGCACCCGGCGAAACAAAACCUGCGGCUUCAAGUGGGGCCUGGAGACGCGCACGCGGCACAUCGUCAAGAAGCCGCCCAAGGACACGAUACCCUGCCCCACCAUCGCUGAGUCCCGCCGCUGCAAAAUGUCCAUGAGGCACUGCAGGAGAGGUCCGAAGACUCGAAAAGAACCAAAGAAGAAGAACAAGCAGAGGCUUCGCUUCCGGGCUCAGAACCAGCACAGCGACCACCUGGCUUCACUGCGGGCCAGUAGCCCAUGAGGACUGAGACCAGCCUGCCACCCCCCAAAACUCAAAGCUGCUAUCUGCUGCUCCUCACACACACACACACACACACACACACACACACAAACACACACACACACACACACUUUCACACAUUCACAUACAAACACCCCAUCACCCCACCAAACACAACCUCACUGUCAUUCACACACUCAGUUCCCUUUUUUCUCUCUCUCUCUCUCUUUCUCCCCCACCCUCUCUCCUCUCUCUCUCUCUCUCUCUCUCUCUCUCUCACACACACAUACACAGAUGCUCACAUGUAUACUUACUGUACACAUAGGUACUCUGCACAUGCUCACAUGUCUCCAUAUCUCUCUCUUUCUCUCUUUUUCCUCUCUCUGUACCUUCUGCUGCUUGUCCAUGUGCCAGUGACACAUCCCCUUGACCUUUCACCUCCCCCUCUGUGACAUCACAGAACUCCGCAGCAGUUCUUCCCUUUCUGCUCACAUCUCAUUGGUGUCUGAGGUGGACGAGAGGAGGACAAAAAAAGACUGAGGUGUAUUUUAAAGAAAACGACAAAAGAAAAGAUGUUCUAAUAAUAUUCUAAAAAAGGAAAGCAGGAGGACUGGAUGGACAUGAAUCGCAGUUGAAUGUUGGCCGGGUGGGACACGGACGAAGGAAGCAAAGGCAAAUGAUUCAGACAGCGAGAGAGAGAGAGAGGAGGAGGAAGGAAAGAAUGAGGAUGGAGAUCUUCGACAGUGAACAACAAAAAAAAUGGGAGAACUGUUGAAAGGAUCGACUGAAUGACCUGAAACAAUAAAAACAAAGACUUGUGUAUAUUUAUGUCAAAUGGAACCUUUGUUUUUCCUGAUGGAGAUGGCGAGUGUUAGAAAAAUGCCUUUUCUCGGUUGAUUAUGUACAUUUUUGAGAGUAAUGGUAACUAUUGUACCAUGCAUAGUUGCAAAGUAUUUUAUUCUCAGCACAAAAUGUUUACGUCAAGACCGCUUUAUGCUUUAAAACUGUAUAUUAUGGAUAAAGAAAUUUAGUUCGACUAGCAUGGCCACACACACCUGUACAUAGUGGGUGAGUUUGUCUAAUAAUAAAAACCUAUUACUGUAUUUUCA
Messenger RNA from Alosa alosa (allis shad), 2520 nucleotides. RefSeq names its product R-spondin 2 (gene rspo2). The record is from RefSeq and is a predicted model, not a curated record. The coding region runs from base 698 to 1432 and encodes 244 amino acids. Lineage: Eukaryota; Metazoa; Chordata; Actinopteri; Clupeiformes; Clupeidae. The transcript has 6 exons.